AUGAUGCAGGUGCAUUUCCCCCCUGUCCCAUUUCCGCGAGCCCGACCCUCCCCCCAGACUCGAUCGAGAAGGAAGCUUGUGUCAAAACUCAUCGAGAGCUGCUUCAACUUUCACAACAGAAACGGAAGGUUGAUCAGUACUCCCUUUGAAGAAUUGCCCGACGAAUCGAACACGGUCUAUUACGAAAAAGUCAGCCAGCCAAAGAGCUUUGCAUCUGUCCUGGAUCUAUUGAAUCAAGAUCAUUACGACAACCUCAAAGACCUCUACACCGACCUCAAGCAGGUCUUUUCCAAUUUGUCUUAUAUAGUCACCAAAUCCGGCCGAGACUGGCAGGAUGCUAUCCGAAUGGAUCAAUAUGUUGACGAGACUUGGGACCAAAGAGCAGCAGAAAAGGUUCUCCCAUCUCUUGAGGUCUUAUUCCCAGACUCAUCUCACCCAAGAUUAGAGCCCACCAGCCGCAAAUCCCUUGCGUCGGAGGCUUCGGAGUCCCAGCCAUUGAGCAAGUCAAUUAAGCCAAUUUCGACCGGGGCGGCAGCUCUUAAGCGAAGUCGGUCACAGUCCACUUCUUCCUCUGCCUCAGCUGACGAAGCUCGGACACCAAUCGCGAGCUCACAUGUUUCAAAUACGGCCACGAGAAAUCAAAAUAAGCGUAGCAGAAAAAGCUUACCCACCCCAGUCAACAAUGCCCCUGAUGAUGAUGGUCCAAUGACCGCCAAAGAUCGUGUCCCGGAUCCGGAGUCUGGAUGGAUGCGAGAUGGCAAUUCACACCUCAACUCACAAGCCCUUGCCAACUUUAUCAUCACCCGACUCAAACACGAGCGGCUGCCAGCCGAUGGUUUCUCUACCCAAUCUAUCCCACAUCAAGGUGCCUUAUCUGAUACGACUAUUGCCCAAGAUUCACCCGCACUCAAGCUAGAUCCGAUCGAAGCCCAGUUACAAAACAAUCAGUAUACAUCAAUGGAAUUGUUUGAUCGAGAUCUCCAUCAAGCGUUUGUAGAUGCUGAGAAAGCUUAUAGCAAGAUGCCUGAUCGCCUAGCUGGUGUAUACGUUUUGAAACGUCUCUAUCAAGAACUCACUCAAGGAGAUGGUUCACAGACUCUCAGAGAUUCGAUCCCUGUUGGGGCUGCGAGAAAGCUAGCAAGUGUGACGAUGGGACCGGGCAACCGCCUACACCUACCUCGCAAUGACGAACCGGUGAAACUGAAAGCAAAGGAUAAAAUCUUACUCGAAGGGAUUCACCACAAGGGGGACUAUAUGAGGAUUGGCGAUUGGGUUCAUAUCUUCAACCCUGAUGAUCCAUCACGCCCAAUAGUUGCACAGAUCUUUAACACAUAUCGACGCGUCGAUACUGGCCGCCGCACGGUCAGUGUGUGUUGGUAUUACAGACCCGAGGAGACUGUUCACUACAUCUCGCGAACUUUCCUCGCAAAUGAGGUCUUUAAGACUGGGAACUUUAUUGAUCAUGUGGUGGAGGAUAUCAUGGGGAGAUGCCUUGUGUUAUUCUACACAAAAUACGUGCGAGGUCGACCAUCCGCCCCCCUUUGGACACCUGAAACGCCGACGUAUAUUUGUGAACAUAGAUACAAGGACGACCAAUUCAGUUUCAAGAAGAUCAAGAAUUGGGAUUCUUGCAUACCGGCGAACAUCCGAAAUGAAGGGACCGAAGAAAACUUCCAAACGUACCCUAACAUCCAACUAGUUUCGACCCUAGUAAGAUUACCAUCACCCUUUCUGAGCGCCGCAAGUGAUCGAUCAAAGGGCAGUGGUGAACCGAUUAUUGCCAGCCCUCAAGAGGUCGCAAAAGAAUUACCCAAAGAUCAAACGAAAUGCCACGAUUUGAAUCUGUCGCUCUCAGACGUUGAGAAAAUACUAGGUCGCUUGCCAACUCAUCCUCCCCGUCGACCCCAUGGGGUUGAGCCCGGCGAGGAGAGUGCCCAAUCCACCCGGUCCCCCAGCAUCCAAUCGAAAGCUCUCAGUCUCCCCCAACCGUCUUCGGCCUCUGCCACCCCUACCAUCACGUCCACCGUUUCGCCCAACCUUUCAUUUCCCCCACCGACUGGCAAGUCCUUCGAUUUGACCUCCCUAGAGCUGUGUCACUUGCUAGGUCAUUCUAAAAACGGCCGGCCCAAACGCCCUCCUUGUCUAUUGGAUCUCGUGGCCAGUCAAGAUCGCUUCGAGAAACUCCCAGAGAAAUUGUUUGACUCCGGAGAGUCAACUGAAGAUCGACCUAGUGUAGCCUCAGAACAACAGAGUGAAGAGCGAAGUCAUGACUCGAGUAAUCCUCCAAAAGGAGCAAGGGGAGUAGAAGGAGGAGGAGAAGAAGAAGACUUGGUUUGGUUCCCCUGCUUGCCCGCGUCCUUCCUCACAUCCAAAACCCAUCAUCAACAUCAUCAACAACAACACAGCCGAGCUAGCCAAAACGGUAACAGGAAGAACGACCAACACCGCGACCCUUCCCUAUCUUCAUCCAAAUCAGUUCAUAGUCAGGCUUAUCUUGAUUGGCUCUCCAAAAAAUGA
Messenger RNA from Puccinia graminis f. sp. tritici CRL 75-36-700-3, 2517 nucleotides. RefSeq lists its product as uncharacterized. The record is from RefSeq and is a predicted model, not a curated record. Gene Ontology annotation, cellular component: RSC-type complex. Gene Ontology annotation, biological process: chromatin remodeling. NCBI's taxonomy places the organism in Eukaryota, Fungi, Basidiomycota, Pucciniomycetes, Pucciniales, Pucciniaceae. Bases 1 to 2517 code for a protein of 838 amino acids. Gene Ontology annotation, molecular function: chromatin binding; protein binding. The transcript is spliced from 11 exons.